Molecule: messenger RNA, 681 nt
Organism: Branchiostoma belcheri (Belcher's lancelet)
Lineage: Eukaryota; Metazoa; Chordata; Leptocardii; Amphioxiformes; Branchiostomatidae
Product: serine/arginine-rich splicing factor 4-like
Exons: 2
Coding region: 1-681 (226 amino acids)
Source: RefSeq, a predicted model, not a curated record
AUGUCUGGACACAAGCAAGGUGACCCGGACUGUCAGUACCUCACGCCGCAACACCAAGAAGCCGAAAUUCAGUCACCAUCGGCUGAAGAUGUCAUUGAAGAAAGCUUCCGACUGUACGUUGAGAAGGAGCCAGCGGCAGAACCAUCGCCCAGCACUUCCGGCAACAACGAGGGUUGCCAUAACACUGAGGCCAGCCAAAGUACUUCCGAGGUACCAGCUGAUCAGCGUGGUAACCCGACGACACAACCGCAGCCGAAACGCGACAACAAGAAGGGCCGCAGACGACUUAGGGACGCCAGCCGGCAGCAGGAGGGACACAACGAGCGGGAAGCCUUAACGAGGCUGAUGAAGGAGGCACGGAGGCGUGCGGUAACACCCAGCACACCGAGGAAGAGAGGGCUGAGUAGGACCAGCGAUUCCAGCCCUCCCACAUCGCAGAAGAAGCCGAAAGGCGACAACAAGAAGGGCCGCAGACGACUUAGGGACGCCAGCCGGCAGCAGGAGGGACACAACGAGCGGGAAGACGCCUUAACGAGGCUGAUGAAGGAGGCACGGAGGCGUGUGGUAACACCCAGCACACCGAGGAAGAGAGGGCUGAGUAGGACCAGCGAUUCCAGCCCUCCCACAUCGCAGAAGAAGGCCGGACGUGGAACAGCUGUGGAUGGCGAUAACAACACAUAA